AUGUUCAAGGCCUUGUACAAAGAGUUGCAAAAAGAGCUUCUAACUGCUCACAAAAAAGUGCACUUGCACCGCUGGAAGAAAGACUUCGAAAAGAACAAGGCGAGGUUGACGUACGACAAAAUGCAGUUGAUUCGCUCCCGUCAGUCGGCGGAGAAAGUACAGGCUCAGCUCGAUGCUCUUGAAUCGGGGAAGGCCGAAAUUCCUCCUCUAGACAGCUCCAAGGUGAGGAACCUUCUAGACUCCAAGGAAGACCUCCAUAACUUGCAGAAUGUGACAGCCUACUUGAAGAAUCAAAGGGUUUACAACGAGCUUCUUGAAAGAUACAAUCCCGGCUUGACAAUGAGCCAGGGCGACAACGUUCGGAAAACCGCCAACAUGGUGGGGUUGUCCAUUCCCGAAAAAUAG
Messenger RNA from Metschnikowia bicuspidata var. bicuspidata NRRL YB-4993, 405 nucleotides. RefSeq lists its product as uncharacterized. Gene Ontology annotation, cellular component: mitochondrial matrix. Lineage: Eukaryota; Fungi; Ascomycota; Pichiomycetes; Serinales; Metschnikowiaceae. The coding region runs from base 1 to 405 and encodes 134 amino acids. Gene Ontology annotation, biological process: mitochondrial proton-transporting ATP synthase complex assembly. The transcript has a single exon. The record is from RefSeq and is a predicted model, not a curated record.